UUGAAGUUGUCAACUGGAGUGUUGCGGUAUUCAAGGAGACUGAGAUGGUCACCAGCCUGCCAGAGCACUGGAAGCCAGGUCCAGACUUCUACGGCGUGUCCUGUGAACCCGUGCUGGUCACUGCAGGUGCCGGGGUCAUCGGCUUCCUCUUCUGGAGGAGCAUUCUAUCUGUCAAAAGCAAGUCAUAUCUAAAGAUGGUGGACAGGAUGAAAAAGCUUGAACAAGAGAAGAAGGAGAUACUCCAAAAGGUCGCUGAACUGCAGCAACAGGGCGAAGAACUUAAAGAAAAGCAAAAGCUGUCUGAAAAAUCUGCCACUUUAUCUGUGGAGAAGAUCCAGGAAUUGGAGAAUAUUGUGCAAGAGAUGGAGAGACAAAAUGAGCGCCUCGACGAGGAAAAUAACUUACACGCCAUAUCCUUUGACAAAGAGCGGGCCAAUACUGCGAAACAUGAAGAUAUGAUGUCCGAAAUGGACAAAACCAUUGAGAAGUUGAAGCGCAGCAAGAAGAAGACCCAGGAUACGUAG
Molecule: messenger RNA, 524 nt
Organism: Salvelinus namaycush (lake trout)
Lineage: Eukaryota; Metazoa; Chordata; Actinopteri; Salmoniformes; Salmonidae
Product: transport and Golgi organization protein 1 homolog
Exons: 8
Coding region: 45-524 (159 amino acids)
Biological process (GO): vesicle cargo loading; protein secretion; endoplasmic reticulum to Golgi vesicle-mediated transport
Cellular component (GO): endoplasmic reticulum membrane; endoplasmic reticulum exit site
Source: RefSeq, a predicted model, not a curated record